CGCUCGCGGUCAGCGGCAGGUUUUUCUACGAAGAAGAGGACGCGUACAUUUUCAGAAGAAAUAUCAAACGUCUACAAGCUUUUCUAAAAGAUGCAGAUCUUUGUCAAAACCCUCACUGGCAAGACCAUCACCCUUGAGGUCGAGCCAAGCGACACCAUUGAGAACGUAAAGGCAAAGAUCCAGGACAAAGAAGGCAUUCCCCCUGAUCAGCAGAGGCUGAUCUUUGCUGGCAAACAGCUGGAAGAUGGUCGCACACUGUCUGACUACAACAUCCAGAAAGAGUCCACCUUGCAUCUGGUAUUGCGUCUCAGGGGAGGCAAGCAAAACUUCGUCAAGACUCUCACUGGCAAGACAAUCACCCUUGAGGUUGAGCCCAGUGACACCAUUGAGAACGUCAAGGCAAAGAUCCAGGACAAAGAAGGCAUUCCCCCUGAUCAGCAGAGGCUGAUCUUUGCUGGCAAACAGCUGGAAGAUGGUCGCACACUGUCUGACUACAACAUCCAGAAAGAGUCCACCUUGCAUCUGGUGCUGCGUCUCAGGGGAGGCAUGCAGAUCUUCGUCAAGACUCUCACUGGCAAGACAAUCACCCUUGAGGUUGAGCCCAGUGACACCAUUGAGAACGUAAAGGCAAAGAUCCAGGACAAAGAAGGCAUUCCCCCUGACCAGCAGAGGCUGAUCUUUGCUGGCAAACAGCUGGAAGAUGGUCGCACACUGUCUGACUACAACAUCCAGAAAGAGUCCACCUUGCAUCUGGUGCUGCGUCUCAGGGGAGGUUCAGAUAUUUAAACUGACAAUCUCAGAAAUGGACAUUUAAUUCUUUCAGUAUCCCCUGUUCAUGCACUCACCACAUUGUCCCCUACUCUCUCCGUACUUUAUUACUGAAUCCAGGUACAUUUUCCAACACUUUUUUUUUUUCCACCUGUUUUUUAUG
This is a messenger RNA of Sinocyclocheilus grahami, 931 nucleotides long. Its product is annotated as polyubiquitin-B-like. The record is from RefSeq and is a predicted model, not a curated record. Lineage: Eukaryota; Metazoa; Chordata; Actinopteri; Cypriniformes; Cyprinidae. The transcript has 2 exons. Gene Ontology annotation, molecular function: protein binding. The coding region runs from base 91 to 786 and encodes 231 amino acids.